UAGCGGGCUGUGGCGGUGUGUGGUGCGGAGGUGCGGUGUGCGGUGCGUGCUCCCGCCGCAUUCUGGCGAGGGUCAGGGACGGCACGAGCCCAGGACCGCAGGAGCGGUACAUGAGUGUCCCCGACCAGUGUCUGGCGCGCUCUGCCGCCGACACCAUGCAGCCGGGCGUGCUGCAGCUGGAGAAGGAGCUGCUGCAGCUGACGCUGAGCUCGCCGGCCAGCCUGUCGCCGCCGGGCGGCCCGCUGGAGCCGGCCUCCGACCCGGAGACGUCGCCAGACCAGGCCGCCAUGCAGGUGGGCUACCGCGAAGGGCGCGCGCCGCAGGCCGGCCUCAUGGAGGGCAUCUUCGGCUGCCUGCGGCCCGUCUGGACCAUCAUCAGCGCCAAGAAGGCCAUGGCGCCGCCCGAGAACUGGGAGGUGCCGUUCGAAACCAUCAGCGACCUGCAGUGGCUGGGCUCGGGCGCACAGGGUGCCGUGUUCCGCGGCAGCCUGCGCGGUGAGACGGUGGCCGUGAAGAAGGUGCGCGAGUGCAAGGAAACGGACAUCCGGCACCUGCGCCGUCUCAACCACCCCAACAUCGUGCAGUUCAAGGGCGUGUCGACCCAGGCGCCCUGCUUCUGCAUCAUCAUGGAGUACUGUCCGUACGGCUCACUUUACGACCACCUCAAGGACGGCAAGGAGAUCGCGCCCAAGCGGCUCAUGGACUGGACCAAGCAGAUCGCAACGGCCAUGAGCUACCUCCAUCAGCACAAGAUCAUCCACCGCGACCUCAAGAGCCCCAACAUCCUGAUCGGCAACAGCGAGAGCAUCAAGAUCAGCGACUUCGGCACCAGCCGCGAGUGGAACAACAUGAGCACGCGCAUGUCGUUCGCCGGCACCGUGGCCUGGAUGGCGCCCGAGGUCAUCCGCAACGAGCCCUGCUCGGAGAAGGUGGACGUCUGGUCGUUCGGCGUCGUGCUCUGGGAGCUGCUGACCUGCGAGAUGCCGUACAGCGACGUCGACUCGAGCGCCAUCAUCUGGGGCGUGGGCAGCAACUCGCUGCACCUGCCCAUUCCGCAGACCUGCCCAGACGGCUUCAAGCUGUUGGUCAAGCAGUGCCUCAGCGCCAAGCCGCGCAACCGGCCCUCCUUCCGCCACAUCCUCAUGCACCUCGACAUCGCCGCGCUCGAGGUGCUCACCAUACCCUGCGACGCCUACUUCCGCACUCAGGCGGUGUGGCGACGCGAGGUCAAGGCGCACAUGGAGCGCGUGCGCACCGAGCGCGCCAGCAUCCAGCAGGGCGGCGAGGAGCUCGUGCGCAAGCGGCGCGAGGAGCUCAAGCACGCGCAGGACAUCCGGCAGCACUACGAACGCAAGCUGGAGCGCGCCAACAACCUCUACCUGGAGCUCAGCACGUGCCUGCUGCAGCUGGAGCAGCAGCAGCGCGACAUGAACACGAUGGCGGCGGCGCGCGCGCGCAGCCCGGCAGCGCUCUCGCUGGAGGCGGGCACGAGCCGGCGGGCGGCGCUGGCGCGCAGUCCCGAGCCGUUCCUGCGCUCGCCGCACCGCCAGCUGGCGGAGAGCAGCACGCAGACCCCACCGACCGAGCGGCCGGAGCGGCGGCCGCUGACGCUGGCGCUGCAGGACGCGGCUCACCGAGAACGGCAACGCCACGACGACCACCACCACCGUGCCGGGCGGCCGGCUGCCCGAUGAGACCAACCACAACUGGCAGCCAGCCGCCGGCAGCAGCGGCCACCUGUACGCGACCGAGGCCGGCAACGGCAACGUGGCGGAUGCGCUGGCGCCGCGCCGCUGCCUGCUGUUUGACGACAGCGACAACGACGCGUGCCUGGUGCAGGAGGCGGCCGGGCGGCGCUCGCUCGUGCGCGUGCACUACGCGCGCCACCUGAGCAGCUCGGGUGAGUCCGACUGCGACGUGCACACGGCGCCGCUGCCGGCGCGGCGCCGCCAGCUGCGCAACGCGCUCAUCUCGCGCCACUCCGAGUCGGAA
Pollicipes pollicipes is the source of this 1992-nucleotide messenger RNA. Its product is annotated as mitogen-activated protein kinase kinase kinase 13-A-like. Gene Ontology annotation, biological process: protein phosphorylation. Gene Ontology annotation, cellular component: cytoplasm. Gene Ontology annotation, molecular function: protein serine/threonine kinase activity; ATP binding. The record is from RefSeq and is a predicted model, not a curated record. NCBI's taxonomy places the organism in Eukaryota, Metazoa, Arthropoda, Thecostraca, Pollicipedomorpha, Pollicipedidae.